Molecule: messenger RNA, 9642 nt
Organism: Anguilla rostrata (American eel)
Lineage: Eukaryota; Metazoa; Chordata; Actinopteri; Anguilliformes; Anguillidae
Gene: slc8a2b
Product: solute carrier family 8 member 2b
Exons: 15
Coding region: 357-3206 (949 amino acids)
Biological process (GO): sodium ion transmembrane transport; cell communication; calcium ion import across plasma membrane
Cellular component (GO): postsynapse; axon; sarcolemma
Molecular function (GO): calcium:sodium antiporter activity
Source: RefSeq, a predicted model, not a curated record
GCGAGUGUGCAUUAGAGAGCGAGUGUACAACUCAAGCUGCAGAGAGAACAGAUAAAAUAACGGGAACACUUUCCUAUGUAUUCCAGUACAAUAUGUGCAUUACCGCAAGUACUACACUGAACAACGCGACCAACUAGGAAAUAAGUCUUUACUUCCGAAGGCAGGGAUUGGCCACUGCAGUCCUUGGGGGCUUCUAUUCUGCUGGUUUUAGAGUUGCUUCCAAUUAGCAACAGAUUUGCACCUGGAACACCAGGUGACCUGGACCCACCCCUUCCUGCACGACCAGCAUCUGCUCCCUCCCUCUCUUUGCCCCUCUCCCCCUGCCCCGCCCCGCCCUGCCCCGCCCUGCAGCAGCCAUGGCACUCCGCUCCCCGGCCCUGCGCCUCCUGCUCCUCCUCCUCCUGCUCCUCCCCCUGCCCCAGCCCUGCUCGCUGGAGUCCCAGCGCAUGGAGGACGAGCUGGCCUCCGUGUCCGUCUCUCCCACGCCCUACGAGAACGGGACGGGCGGGGGCAAGCGGGUGUGCGCGGGGGGCCCCGCUGUGUGCCAGCCCGGCGUCCUGCUCCCCCUCUGGAAGCCCCGCAGCCCUGGGCUGGGGGACCAGGUGGCCCGCGCCGUGGUCUACUUCGUCUGUCUCAUGUACAUGUUCCUGGGCGUGUCCAUCAUCGCCGACCGCUUCAUGGCCUCCAUCGAGGUCAUCACCUCCCAGGAGAAGGAGGUGACUAUCACCCUGCCCAACGGGGAGACGUCGGUGGCGACCGUGCGCAUUUGGAACGAGACCGUGUCCAACCUCACCCUGAUGGCCCUGGGGUCGUCCGCCCCCGAGAUCCUGCUGUCCGUCAUCGAGGUGUGUGGGAAAAACUUUGAGUCGGGCGAGCUGGGCCCGGGCACCAUCGUGGGCAGCGCGGCCUUCAACAUGUUCGUGAUCAUCGCCAUCUGCGUGUGGGUCAUCCCCGACGGCGAGACGCGCAAGAUCAAGCACCUGCGCGUCUUCUUCAUCACCGCCUUCUGGAGCAUCUUCGCCUACAUCUGGCUCUACCUCAUCCUGGCUGUCAUCACGCCUGGCGUCGUGGAGGUUUGGGAGGCCCUGGUCACUCUGCUGUAUUUCCCCAUCUGCGUGAUCCUGGCCUGGAUCGCUGACCGCCGGCUGCUCUUUUACAAGUACAUGUACAAGCGCUACCGGGCAGACAAGCGCCGGGGUAUCGUCGUGGAGACCGAGGGCGAGAUGACGCCCAAGGACGUGGAGAUGAUCAUGGACGGCAAGUUCCCGCCCGGGGGCGGAGCCGUCGGCGCCACGACCACCGAGAACUGCCAGGAGGGCAACGGCACGGCAACGGCCCCGGCAACCGCCGUCACACUCCCCCUCCCACACGCGCAGGUGAUCCGCAUCCUGAAGGAGCUGAAGCAGAAGUACCCGGACAAGGAGCUGGAUCAGCUGGUGGAGCUGGCCAACUACUACGCCCUGCUGCACCAGCAGAAGAGCCGGGCCUUCUACCGCAUCCAGGCCACGCGCAUGAUGAUCGGCGCCGGCAACGUGCUGAAGAAGCACGCGGCCGACCACGCCCGCCGCGCCGCCGCGCCCGAGGGCGUGCCCGAGGCGGACGACCUGGCCACCUGCAGCCGCAUCGCCUUCGAGGCGGCGCACUGCCAGUGCAUGGAGAACUGCGGCACGCUCAGCCUGGGCGUGGUCUGCCAGGGCGGCGCCGGCGAGAGCACCUUCUACGUGGACUACCGCACCGAGGACGGAUCGGCCAACGCCGGCUCCGACUACGAGUACAGCGAGGGCACGCUGGUCUUCAAGCCCGGCGAGGCCAGGAAGGAGAUCAAGGUGGGCAUCAUCGACGACGACAUCUUCGAGGAGGACGAGCACUUCUUCGUGCGGCUGCUGAACCUGCGCGUGGGCGACGCGGAGGGCAUGUUCGAGAGCGAGGGCGCGGGCGUGGCCCCCAAGGGCCGGCUGGUGGAGCCGCUGGUGGCCACCGUCACCAUCCUGGACGACGACCACGCCGGGAUCUUCACCUUCGGCGAGCGGCUGCUGCGGGUCAGCGAGAGCGUGGGCACCAUGGAGGUGACGGUGGUGCGGAACUCGGGCGCCCGCGGCACCGUCAUCCUGCCCUACCGCACCGAGGCGGGCACCGCCCGCGGCAACGGCGUCGACUACGAGGACACGCACGGCGAGCUGGAGUUCACCAACGACCAGACCACGCAGACCCUAACAGUGAAAAUCAUUGAUGAUGAAGAGUACGAGAAGCACGAGAACUUCUUUAUCGUCCUGGAGGAACCCAGGUGGCUCAAGAGGGGCAUUUCAGCUCUGCUGCUCAACCAGGAGGACCCGGAGGGGCAGAUGAGUGCGGAGGAGGAGGAGGCCCGUCGUAUCGCGGAGAUGGGGAAGCCCAUACUAGGGGAGCACAGCCGACUGGAGGUGGUCAUUGAGGAGUCCUACGAGUUCAAGAGUACAGUGGACAAGCUCAUUAAGAAGACCAACCUGGCACUAGUGAUUGGUACUCACUCUUGGAGGGAGCAGUUCAUCGAGGCUGUGACUGUCAGUGCAGGCGACGGCGAUGACGAGGAAGAGGAAGGGCGCGAGGAGCGUCUGCCCUCCUGCUUCGACUACGUCAUGCACUUCCUGACGGUGUUCUGGAAGGUCCUGUUCGCCUGCGUGCCGCCCACCGAGUACUGGAACGGCUGGGCCUGCUUCGUGGUGUCCAUCUCGGUCAUCGGCUUCCUCACCGCCAUCAUCGGGGACCUGGCCUCGCACUUCGGCUGCACCGUGGGGCUCCGCGACACCGUCACCGCCGUGGUGUUCGUGGCCCUGGGCACCUCCAUUCCAGAUACCUUUGCCAGUAAGGUGGCAGCCACGCAGGACCAGUAUGCGGACGCGUCGGUGGGCAACGUGACGGGCAGCAACGCGGUCAACGUGUUCCUGGGCAUCGGGGUGGCGUGGUCGGUGGCGGCCGUGUACUGGCGGGUGAAGGGCAAGGCCUUCCGCGUGGAUCCCGGCUCGCUGGCCUUCUCCGUCACGCUCUUCACCAUCUUCGCCUUCAUCUGCAUGGGUGUGCUGCUGUUCCGGAGACGGCCCUCCAUCGGGGGCGAGCUGGGCGGCCCCCGGGUCGCGCGGGUGCUCACCUGCCUCCUCUUCCUCGGCCUCUGGUUCCUCUACAUCCUCUUCUCCAGCCUGGAGGCCUACUGCCACAUAGAGGGCUUUUAAAUGCACAGGAAGGGUGGACACACACACACACACACACACACACACACACAUAUGCAUGCAUGAACUCACAUAACAUACUUCUUUCUACAACCCUUAUGAAGUUCACUCUCCUACUCCACACCUUGAAAGCUGUAUGGACAUACAUGAACACAUCACACACAUACACACACACAUACACAUACAAAUAUGCACAUGCACGCACACACUCACCAGUGCUGAAAAAAUGAGUACAAGGAAAGAGAGAGUGUAGAAGGAAGAGAUUGAUAUCUGGAGUAAGGGAUGAGUAUCAGAAAUUAGAUGAGAGGAAGAAGGGAAGAGAAGUUGAGAGAACGAAUGAGACAGCAUGUAGGGAGAGAGCAGGAGAGUGAGAAUAAUGACAAUGAAGAACAGAAAAAGAGAGAGAGAGAGAGACGGGAUUCCGUUUAGCAUAUGAACGGGGUGCAGCACCAUGGUGAACAUUUUUUGGGGAAGGGUCUGCCCCUCGACUGACCCUCCUGCUGUCCCUGGUGCCCUGUUGGACCUCAAGGCAUGAGAGACCCCGCCUUUCCCCUUCAACUCCCGCGUCUGUUUGAUGAAGAGACGCAGCUGGGGUCGGGAUCUCCCCGCCCUUCUCAUCGUACCGCUGUCUCACACUUAGGCGCCGGGUACAGACACAGCCCCUCGGAAGGACGUAAAGGCGAGGGCCUUUUCGUCACAUGUGCUGCUUGGAUCCCCUUGGCUUUUGGCCUAAAAACCCCCACUGUGGCAGAAGAUGAGGCAUUGGACUCAGUCAAGCCCAGUCCCAUGUUAUCAGCAACCUGAGAAACUUAAAACAGAAAAAAACAGUUCAGUCCAUCUUCUGCCCAGUGUAAAUGGGGAAUUGUGCAACAGUGGAACAGUCAAAAUAACAUGUUGAUGGAAUAUAUAUAUAUAUAUAUGUAUUUAUUUGAUUAUUUGGUUCUUUACAAGUGUAAAGUUCUUUCCAAAAAUGUUAGAGGGGAGGGGUCUCUUUGGGUCACCUGGAAGGGAGAUACUCCACAAGGGCCAAUAACGCUGGGUUUUAAGUGCACCUAUGAAGUGUGCGUUGAGUUUAGUAACAUGUCUGCUGUCAGACAGGAAGUAAAGAAAUCCUAAUUUGGCCUGUUAGUGUCUGGAUGGUCCGCUUGUCUUGACAGGAGGACAGCUAGCCUGGUGCCUUUAGCGACAGGGAGUUUUAUUUUGGUUUCUUUUGAAAAAAAAAAUGGGCUUAGUGUUCGUCUGGUGUUCUUCAAUGUGUUGCCUGGGAGAAGGGGAAAAGUGGUUUCCCAGUUAUUUAAAACCCCAGAGUUUCACAGGAAGAGAUAGUUAGAUAUAGAGACACAGUGUCUCCUGCAUUUCUCUGACCUUGAGCUCUUUUUCAUGGUUGUGUAACUUUGGUCACGCUCCAUCUUUUGGAAAUGCAUGGUGGGCGCAAUGCAAAUUCAAUGCGUCCCUGUGUCUUGCUGGAAGAAGACAAACAGUAUGGCGACAGCUUGCAGGUACAGCGCACGCCACGGCCGGCGCUGCUCGGAGCUUUUGGGCUGCGGGAGGACAGGGUGUCCAAGCGCUUCAGUGUAACCUCGCAGCUCCAACCUGGCAUGGAAUUUUCUGGAAUGGUCUUCUCUCCCUGUGUUUAAGGAGAUGAGUUUUCACAAGCCCAAAACUGCAGACUGUUCAUACAGUCGGUUACACUCAGUCGCUCCAUCCACUGCCCUCCUGACCCUCCCGCUUACCCCUCCAUGUUGUAAAUUAGGGUAAUUACUUCACAUUACUCCAGGAUUCAGCAGAGUCAACAAACAUGCUAUAAAUGGCGAUUCUGUAUUUAAUUGCCAAGUUUUCCUUUGCAACUGUUCUGUAUGGUGGUAUUUUACAUUACAUAUUAAGAUAAUUAAAUUCUCAAUUGACUGACUUGGUUAAAUAAGGGUUAAAUAGAAAAUAAAACAUUUGCUUCACAGGCACCCAUUUUCUGGGUGACUUACAGUUCAGCGUAUAUUUUACAUAUCGGCUAAAAGACCUGAGAGGAAGCCUGCACCAGGUCUCUUCAGCUGAAACACACACUACUUUAUACUCACAGCAACACGGCAAACACAUUCUCAAAUUUGUCUCCACUUCCACAGAUUUAUCUGCACGUUCUCAGAUUCGUCUUCAUGUUCUCAAAUUUGUUUCCCCACUUUGUCAGAAUACCGAUCCGUGUCUGAACAGAAGUGCACUGUCAAUAUUUUAGCACUCUUGCACAAAAGAAGUGAAGCGAGGUGAUUGGUUCGUUGGUCCACUGGUCCACGGGUGAUUGCUUGGUCCAAGGCUGAGCUGGCUGGAGGGCAGGCCACAAUGCAUGUGUUAAAGAUGCAUAAGAGCAGUGAUUGGCCUGCUAGAGAGGAAAAUAUAAGAUGGUAAUGUUGUUAAUUCAAUUUUAAUAUGUCUGUCUUUGUGAUAAUCUGUAGUUUGUAACAUUUGACUUCACAGCAGCUGAGUCCUUUUGAUAUGUCAGCUAACCUGUUGCUAUGAUGUAAUAGUGAUGCAUGACAGAGUAGUGGAGCACGGCAUGGUCAAAACACGCAUGAAUGGUGAAAUUUUCAGAUACAGUAUUCAUUUUUUUCUUUUUAUGUAGAGAAUCGUGUCAUCCUCCCAGGAGGCUCUGCUUUCAGUGUGGCACUCCUAUCUGAGUUCACAUAGUGCAAGCAGCAAAACAUAGAUGCACCCCAACCUCACCCCCCCCCCCCCCCCACCCCCACCCCCACCCACACCCACACCCCACAUCCCAGAGCCUGAAAACACUGACCCCGGAUCAGCUGACCCUGUCCUAAUUCUCACCCAGCCAUUUUGUGAAAGAAGGCUGACUGAUCCGUGGUCAGUGGUCACAUUCGCUGUUUUCCCCGCCCCAGUUGAAUGGCGUUGCAGCCGAUUGGUCACGCCCAGACCUCCGCCUACAUCAGCGCUUUUUAAACAAGGCUCGUUCAGCAGUGUUCAUUCGUGUCCCCCCGCGGCUCUUCUCCCUUGUGAUUGAAGCCCAACGCCUCUCCACGCGGGGGUGAGCGUGGGUACGGGCUGGGCUUUCGUGAUUGGCUGUCCUGUGUGCGUCUCGUAAAGCCGGCUCCCUGGGAGGUUCCCAGCCCAAAAGCAAGCGGCAGUUCAGGAGUGGGGAGCCUGGGUGGAAGUGUUCCUUCACAGCCUGCCUGGCCCUACCCUGCCCUGGGUCCUUCUACAAUGUUCUCAGCAGUGGGAUGGGACUGUUAUGUGUUGGUUGCAGGCUUGGGUUCAGAUACCCUACUUUGAGGUACUGUGUCCAACCUUUAUAUUGCCUUAAAAAAACUAACAAAUAUGUUUUAUUUAUUUAUUUAUUUAUUUAUGUUAAUUAAUUUAUUAAUUUAUUUAUUGAUAUAGUAUUUGUGCUGUAAUACUGUGCAGUUCUGUUUGCAUUUAGCAGAUAACAGACACCAAAAUGCUUAAGAGUUCAUGUGCAAUAGACUGCCUACAUAGUCUCAGCGCUGUAGGUGGAGUAGCAUAUAGCUUUAGGGAAUAAAAUAUGCUGUGUGCCCCAUUUCUCCCUGAUUCACCCCAUGCUGUCAGAACAGGGGAAGAGCCACACGCCCAAAUGGCGGCGACUGGGGCGGUGAGGCGUAUGUCUGAGGUGGAAGUGCAAUAAAGCAGCCAGAGGUACCGCAUGCAGGCGAGAGGGAAAUUCAUUUAUUUCUGCAGUAUGACCAGUAUAUGACCUGAGGGUCUCAUUCCAUAUGGAAAAUCCCUUGAAAAGGAGAGAUAAUUUGAAUAAUAUAAAUUUGUAUUUAUUUUUGAUCACACAGCCUUCUAUUUCUCGGGACUUAAUUUUUUAAUUUAUUUUUUUUACAAUCUUUAGAUGAGUUUUAACCGCGAGCCAUGACUGAGUGAGUGUGUGAUGGGGAAUUAGCGAGAGGGCGUUUUUAGGGGCCCUCAUUUUUAGCAGGCUGUGGAAUGGUGAACGAUGGCGGGUUGGUCACAGUCGAGCCGUUAGAGCUGUGAUGAGAGCCAGUAUUACAGAGUGAGGAGUUUAGGGAGUGAGGAACGGGACUGUGCUGAGAAAAGAGACUGUCUGGACAAGGCGGGUGGAAUGCCUCUUAUACGUGCAAACCUGUCUGACUCAUGCUCAGUGCUGCCCCCUGGGAGAACAAACCGGAAAGACACUGAUAACUACGAUACAGAUAACUAUGAAGUUUCUUUUUUCUUGUUUUACAGUAGCAACUCAGUUACAAACAGCUCGGGAUAUGGAUGGUCUUGAUCAUACAUUAAUGAAUGUCUGUCAUAUGAUUAUCAAUCAUUUUGGGAGGCAUUUAAAAAUUCAUUUUAAAAAACACUUACACCACCACUGGUGCACAGUUGUGUUGAUCUGACUGGUUUCUGUUUCCUAGUUUGUAUCUGGAGUUUGUAUGUCUUCUUAGAUUUGACUCUAUUGCAAUCCAAAUUGCACACGAGUAUAUCAAAAUUUAAUAAUAUGUAAGACUUUUGUGAAUUAGCACGAAAUGAAUGUGAAAUAUAUUCUUAUUUAUCUGAAGACAUACAUAUAUAUUUAUAUUGGUAUAUAUGUAUAAAUGUGUUGUCUGUGACUGCUAUGUCCCUGGCCUGCUGUGUGUUUUGCUGAUGGACUUCAGGAAUGUGUCCAAUCAUUACAUUUUUGUGAUUGCACAUAUGAUACAGUAGAUAAUUAUUUUCUGUGUCAUGGACUUUUUGGUCUCCUCCAAACAGCUUUGUAAACUUUUUAAGCAGUUCUUUCUAUCUCUGAAAACACAAUGGUAAUUUUCUAUAUCCAUAUACAUAAAGAGUAUUGCAGGAGUACUGAUUAUAGAAAUUGCUGUUUACUAACAAUGAAGAAACGUUUAGAUAUUUUUCUAAGUUUCUACUGAAAAGAGGAAAAUCUCUUUGCUACUUUUUCAUUUCCUGUUAUUUCUUUUUACAGUAGCUGACAUCAUAGCCUGAUCUCAAAGCAAUUUGUAUCCCUUGUACAUAUACCUCUGUUCGAUUGUCAGCCAUUUUAUGUGGAAUAUUUCCUCCUAAAUUUUUUUAUUACCAUAUUUAUUUAUAUAUGUAUUUAUUUAUUUAUUUUGCUAAUGAUUGGUGACUGUUCCUAACAUUGAACUCUGUUUACUGAGACUACGCUCUUGAACUCAAAGGACCCACUUACUGGAAAUGCACUGGAGACUUUGGUCACAAUUUGAUGUCCCAUAUUGUUCUAGAAUAAUAACUUUCAGACUCCGAAAAAACAACAUCUUCUGGAGACUUCAUACAACGACAUCCCACGUUGUGACUUUCUGUCAGAGUUUCUCAAUACAAGCUGGGCGCCAGUUGCAUUUGGUGUCAUCUGGCCUAUGUGUAGGUAAUUUGUGUUGCAUUUUUAGUGGUCUGAACUCGAUAGGUAUUUCCACUAAGGCAGUUUUAGCACACUGACUCAAACAAAGCCAGUGGGGGUCGAUUAUAACCACAUUUCGUUCAAGCGAUCUGUUCAUAAUUGUGCCGAAAAUAAUAACCUUUCGUGUUCAUCUCUAACUCUUUGGAUCAUGCCAUUGCUGUAAAUGAGUGAAUUCUCCCUGCAGUAUUGAUAGUGUGCUUCUAAUGUGCAAAUGCAUAACCCCCACCCCCACUGCCCUACAAUGGCUCAGCACGAUCCGUUGCAGACAUUGAGGUCUUCGUUUUGAUUGAGGCACUUUCCUGAGGCAGGUGUGGUUGCUGCCAUUGUUUUUGGAGCCUUCAGUGGAAGCAAAAGUAGGAGCCGCUGGGGUGGAGUUACCCUGAAAAAAGAAAAGAAGGAAAAGCUGGAGACCCCAGACCCCAAAUACACAUUCCUGCACGUGGCUGUCCGUAGAGCUGUCCAUCAACAAGCCAUCCCAAACAGCUUGACUAUUCACUGGUCUGCCGACAGUCUGUUCUUAUAGUGCUAACCUAUUAAUGUUCACAAGAAAGUUAGAAAAAUCCAACGAAGCUUGACACAUGUUUUCUUUUCUUUUUUUAAAAAUUAUGUUGAAAUGUUUAUUAUACAUAUGCAAAAAGCUGUGAACAGGAGAACUUCCUUGUCUUUGUUGCUUUGUUUGUUAGUUUGUUGGUAUAUGUGAUCUCUGUAUCCGUGUUUGUGUCCUGUCCCCCAAAUGCUGGGUACUCCACUCUGGGGACUUGCUCACUUGUGUAUUUUGUGGAAAAACUUAUCUGUGACCUUUUCUCUCUGCCUGAUAUUUGUAGAAAUAAUUUAAGGAAUCUUACGAUUUAAGAAAAUAAAUAUACAUGCAGUACUGUAAUAAAUUAAUAGAAGAGAAUAUUAAACUGUUUUUAUAUUAAAAGGAAAAAAAGCAAGAAAAAAAGAAAUUGAGGAUAAUGACUUGUUUUGGAGAACAUGGCAUGACGUGUAAUGUGUCCUGGAAAAAAACAGACUUGUAAUAACUCCAGUUGACUUUAUUAAAUAUAGUUUAUUUAUUUUGAA